AGGGAGAAGGCAGGUAGAAAUCCUUCUGGUCAUAUGCAUUCCCUAUCGAGCGAGCUUCCAGAGGCUGGUGGCACCAUUGGCUGGAAGAGUGUUCUGGGAUCUUUGUCUUCCUCAGGCUCCUGAGCAUCAUGCCUUAUUUCAAACAGCCUAAGCACCUCCAGAGUCUGAUGCUUCUGCAAUGGCCCUUGAGCUACCUUGCCAUGUUUUGGAUCUUGCAGCCAUUUUUCAUUUACCUGCUAUUUACAUCCUUGUGGCCACUACCAGUGCUUUACUUUGUCUGGUUUUUCCUGGACUGGAAGACCCCAGAGCAAGGUGGAAGGCGUUCAGCUUGGGUAAGGAACUGGUGUGCUUGGACCCAUAUCAAGGACUAUUUCCCCAUUACGAUCCAGAAGACAAAAGAUCUGUCACCUGAGCACAACUACCUCAUGGGAGUUCACCCCCAUGGCCUUUUGACCUUUGGAGCCUUCUGCAAUUUCUGCACUGAGGCCACAGGCUUCUCGAAGAUCUUCCCAGGCAUCACUCCCCACUUAGCCACACUGUCUUGGUUCUUCAAGAUCCCAUUUGUUAGGGAGUACCUCAUGGCCAAAGGUGUAUGCUCUGUGAGUCAGCCAGCCAUUGACUACCUGCUAAGCCAUGGCACUGGCAACCUCGUGGGCAUCGUAGUAGGAGGGGUGGGAGAGGCCCUACAAAGUGUGCCCAACACCACCACCCUCAUCCUCCGGAAGCGCAAGGGAUUUGUGCGCACAGCCCUCCAACAUGGGGCUCAUCUGGUCCCCACAUUCACUUUUGGAGAAACUGAGGUAUAUGAUCAGGUGCUAUUCCAUAAGGACAGCUGGAUGCACAAGUUCCAGAGCUGCUUCCGCAGUAUCUUUGGUUUCUAUUUUUGUGUCUUCUAUGGACGAGGUUUCUGCCAAGGCUCCACCGGGCUCCUGCCAUACUCGCUGCCUAUCGUCACUGUGGUUGGGGAGCCUCUGCCACUGCCCAAAAUAGAAAAACCAAGCCAGGAAAUGGUGGAAAAAUACCACACACUCUAUAUGGAUGCCCUGUGCAAACUGUUUGACCAGCAUAAGACCCAGUAUGGCUGUUCAGAGAACCAAAAGCUGCUUUUCCUGUGACUGAAUGGACUGCAUGGUCAAGAGCAUGUGCCUUGGAGAAGAGACUCAUUUGCUACUAACCAAAAGGGGGAGAAAAGGAGAUAAGGGAAGGCAAUGUGUGGUAGGGGAGGACAUUAGGUAUUCCUUCCUUGCCCCAAAGCCCUCAUAGUUGCUGUCUUGAGGAGCUUCACUUAGUAUUUCUGCAAAAGGAGGCAUCCUGAGGCCCCUCAGGUCCAGCCACAGGCACAGGCAAUCUUCUUACUUCUCCCCGUACUGGCUUUCCUCCCUGAGCCCAACCCCCCAGGUCCUGAAGGACUGAAAUGAAAGCCAAACAACCUGAGUAGCCACCUCUCUUGUUGUUGUUAUUUUGUCAUAAUGCAUUUUCUCAUUGGGAAUUUUUGCAUACCAUAAAUUUAACCU
Messenger RNA from Felis catus (domestic cat), 1514 nucleotides. It is a transcript of the gene AWAT1, whose product is annotated as acyl-CoA wax alcohol acyltransferase 1. Lineage: Eukaryota; Metazoa; Chordata; Mammalia; Carnivora; Felidae. Gene Ontology annotation, biological process: lipid metabolic process. Bases 129 to 1115 code for a protein of 328 amino acids. The record is from RefSeq and is a predicted model, not a curated record. Gene Ontology annotation, molecular function: long-chain-alcohol O-fatty-acyltransferase activity. The transcript has 7 exons. Gene Ontology annotation, cellular component: endoplasmic reticulum membrane.